This is a messenger RNA of Tauraco erythrolophus (red-crested turaco), 1545 nucleotides long. NCBI's taxonomy places the organism in Eukaryota, Metazoa, Chordata, Aves, Musophagiformes, Musophagidae. The record is from RefSeq and is a predicted model, not a curated record.
GCUCUCUUUGUGCUCUUCAUCCUGGCUUACAUCCACAUCGCCUUCUCCCGCUCGCCCAUUAACUGCCUGGAGCACGUGCGAGAUAAGUGGCCCCGGGAUGGCAUCUUGCGGGUGGAAAUACAGCGCAACUCAAGCCGAGCCCCCAUCUUCCUGCAAUUCUGUGGUGCUGAGAAGUUCCCAGGAAUGGUGGUUGAAUCCACAGCUGAGGAAGAGGAGGAGGAAGAGGAGGAAAUGACUGUGGACAUGUUUGAAAACAGCUCUAUCAAGUUCGAGCUGGAUAUUGAGCCCAAGGUGUUCCUCAAGCCGUCCCGGGUGAGCAGCACCGAGGCACUGACCCGUAACGAAAGCCAGGAGUUCUCGUUGAGUGAAGCAGCCACUAAAGUGUGGCCGCAGGAGGAGUACAUCGUGGAGUACUCGCUGGAGUACGGCUUUCUGCGCCUGUCGCAGAGCACUCGCCAGCGGCUCAGCAUCCCAGUGAUGGUGGUGACUCUGGAUCCUACCAGGGAUCAGUGCUUUGGGGACAGGUUCAGUCGCCUAUUGCUGGACGAGUUCCUGGGUUAUGAUGACAUCCUGAUGUCAAGUGUCAAAGCUUUAGCUGAAAAUGAAGAAAACAAAGGUUUCCUUCGCAAUGUGGUGUCUGGGGAGCACUAUCGCUUUGUCAGCAUGUGGAUGGCCAGGACUUCGUAUCUGGCAGCCUUCGUCAUCAUGGUCAUAUUUACUCUCUCCGUUUCCAUGCUGUUGCGCUACUCGCACCAUCAGAUAUUUGUCUUCAUUGUUGACCUGUUACAGAUGCUGGAAAUGAACAUGACAAUUGCGUUCCCUGCAGCUCCCCUGCUCACGGUCAUUCUGGCUCUAGUGGGUAUGGAGGCCAUUAUGUCAGAGUUCUUCAACGACACCACGACUGCGUUUUACAUCAUCCUUAUCGUGUGGCUGGCCGACCAGUACGAUGCCAUCUGCUGCCACACCAAUACGAGCAAGAGGCAUUGGCUCAGGUUCUUCUACCUGUACCACUUUGCCUUCUACGCUUACCACUACCGGUUCAACGGGCAGUACAGCAGCCUGGCGCUCGUCACCUCGUGGCUCUUCAUCCAGCAUUCGAUGAUUUACUUCUUCCAUCACUACGAGCUGCCAGCCAUUCUCCAGCAGAUCAGGAUCCAGGAGAUGCUGCUGCAGAACCAGCAGGUAGGCCAGGGGACGCAGACCACGCUCCAGGACAACCUCAACAACAACACCACAGCUGCCGUGCCCGCUGCACCCCUCGCCCCAGCGCGGGAGGAGGGCACCUCUGUCCCCAGCCCUUCCCUCCCCGAGCAGACUGAGGCCGUCGAGGGCUCGGACGGCCGAGCAAACCCUGGUGGCAAGAGCUGCCUUGCACAUGGCAGCACGGCGGAGACCCCUCCAGCCUUGGUGGGGGAUGCUGGUCAGGACGGACGCUCAGGGCGUGCUCUCGGGGACCGGGGGGAGAGCAGCCCUUGCCCGGCGCCGGCGGAUAGUGCCCCCAGCUCCAAACCUUGCUCGGAGCCGGACUCGAGGAGCCUGUCGUGA